GCUGCCGCGUGAUCGCCGGGGCCCCGUGACUCCGCUCGCCGUCUGUCGACAUGCUCGCGUCCCUGAAGUUCGCCGCGCUCUCGCUGGCCCUCGGCGUCUGCCUGGGGCUGCGGCGCGACCCCGCCGCCCACGACGCUGCGCCCGUCCUCCGGGCGUCCAAGUACGGGGCCCUGUGGCCCCUGCCGCGGCAAGUGCACACCUCGGAGGCUUCGCUCAAGCUGACGGGCUCCGGCUUCACAUUUGUCGACGCCAAGGAGUCCACCGCCGGGCCCAGCUGCAGCCUCCUGCAGGACGCGUACAGGAGGUAUUACGAGUACAUGUUCGGCCUCGCCAAAGGGCAGGGGCCGGGCCAAAGCAGCAGCAGCAGCAGGAGGAGGAGCGGCGCCGGCGAGCUGACGGAGCUGCAGGUGUGGAUCACGUCGCCCGACUCCGAGUGUGACGGCUACCCCGGUGUCACGUCGGACGAGUCGUAUGAACUGUCAGUGGACCAGCCAUUCGCUGUCCUGAAGGCACCAAAGGUCUGGGGAGCCCUGCAUGGUUUGGAAACGUUCAGCCAGUUGGUGUAUGAAGAUGAAUAUGGAGCCAGAAGCGUUAAUUCCACAACGAUUAGUGACUCCCCCAGAUUUCCACACAGGGGCAUCUUACUGGACACCUCUCGGCAUUUCCUGCCCAUCAAAGUCAUCUUGGCUAAUCUGGAAACGAUGGCGAUGAACAAAUUUAACGUUUUCCACUGGCACAUUGUGGACGAUCCAUCCUUCCCGUACCUGAGCCGAACGUUCCCACAGCUGAGCCAGAAGGGAGCCUACCACCCAUACACACACGUGUAUACACCGGCUGAUGUGAAGAUGGUGAUUGAAUUUGCCCGCCUGAGGGGCAUCCGUGUCGUCCCAGAGUUCGACACUCCAGGACACACACAGUCAUGGGGCAAAGGCCAAACAGACCUGCUCACACCCUGUUUCUCUGGCUCCAAACCCUCUGGCUCCUUCGGACCAGUGAACCCCAUCGUGAACACCACGUAUGACUUCAUGAGCCAGUUCUUCAAGGAGAUCAGCACUGUGUUCCCCGAUGCCUACGUUCACCUUGGGGGGGAUGAGGUGGACUUCACCUGCUGGAAGUCCAACCCGGACAUUACAAAGUUCAUGGCUGAGCAAGGCUUUGGACAAGACUACAGCAAACUGGAAUCAUUCUACAUCCAAAAACUCUUGGAUAUCGUCACCACUACCAAAAAGGGCUAUAUGAUCUGGCAGGAGGUCUUUGACAAUGGCGUUAAGCUGAAACCAGACACACUUAUCCACGUUUGGAAAGGAAACAAGCAACAAUACCAGGAUGAGAUGGCACAUGUUACAUCGUCAGGGUACCAGACCCUGCUGUCCACUCCCUGGUACCUGAACCGUAUCUCCUACGGCCAGGACUGGCUGGGCUUUUACAGGGCUGACCCGCAAGAUUUCAAGGGAACUGAUGCGCAGAAGAAACUUGUGAUUGGUGGAGAAGCCUGCUUGUGGGGAGAAUAUGUGGAUGCCACCAACCUGACACCCAGACUCUGGCCUCGUGCCAGUGCUGUGGCCGAACGGCUGUGGAGCGCCAAGGACGUGACGGAUAUCAACGACGCCUACUACAGACUAUCCAUGCACCGCUGUCGUAUGGUGGAGCGCGGGAUCCCAGCUGAGCCAUUGUAUCCCAGCUACUGUCGUCAUGAGUACAAAGGUAUCUGAAGUGAAGUGAAGAGUUGGCCAUGGGGACGGAAAGGGGAAAGGAAUCAAAUCCAUAUGUAAUCACCUCCAUGCCUGCAUUUUAAACUGAGAAAUCAAUUGCUGAACUGCCUUUGUAGAGAUACUGUAUAUUGACAAUGUAUUGCUACACCCAAACACAUGAUCUUUUUUUUUUUUUCAUCAGAACAUUCGAUCACAUUUAAUGCUAUAAAAAAACAUCCUGAAUUUGACUGCAAUGUUUUUCUAAAUGAAUGUUUGUAUAAUAAAAUGUUGACAUUUUAA
Scophthalmus maximus (turbot) is the source of this 1991-nucleotide messenger RNA. RefSeq names its product hexosaminidase B (beta polypeptide) (gene hexb). The transcript is spliced from 14 exons. Gene Ontology annotation, cellular component: membrane. Gene Ontology annotation, molecular function: beta-N-acetylhexosaminidase activity. Gene Ontology annotation, biological process: carbohydrate metabolic process; ganglioside catabolic process; glycosaminoglycan metabolic process. NCBI's taxonomy places the organism in Eukaryota, Metazoa, Chordata, Actinopteri, Pleuronectiformes, Scophthalmidae. The coding region runs from base 51 to 1712 and encodes 553 amino acids. The record is from RefSeq and is a predicted model, not a curated record.